AUGUCAUCGUUUGGCGAGCUCAUAGCCGCCAUACAGUCCGUUGGAAGCGUCAAAGACAAACGGCAAGCGAUACGCUCACUAGCUGCACAGUGUGGCAAUCGGGUGAAUGUGGUGAAGAUACUGCGAGCGAACGGUUGGUCCAAGGCUAUACAGCCGUUAUUGUUUUCGCUAGACCGGGAGGCUCAGGUCUACGCGGCCCUUGCUGCUGCCAAUUUGACCUCUUUCGAUAUCACUCACAGUAUUCUGUGUGAACAAUGCGCCAUACCAGAUCUGUUGCAAGUAGCACAUGAUUCGGAUGAACCCGAUCUCGUCGUGUAUGGCCUGCAAGCUCUUGGUAACCUCGCUGGCUCCUCUUCGACCCACUCUGCCAUGACGAAAUACAAAAUAAAAGUCGCGACACUCUUUGCUCUGUCCAACCUCAGCGGAUGUCCAUUGCAUAGAGAGAUGAUGAUGACCGAACUUGGAGUUCAUGAGGCUGUGUGGAAAGACUUGUUCGAUCCAUCGCGGAGAGUGAUGGCUCAAGCUUUGGAGGUUAUACGCGGCUUGUCGGUCCAUAAGAAGGCUCAAGAGAUCUUCCCGACGAUGGGCAUCCUCCCUUACUUGGCGAGUAUACUUCGAACCAAGGUCCACAAGGAGGUCCAUAAUGAUGCCGUCAGUGAAGAUCUAAGGCAUGCUGCUUUGGACACCCUUGUUCACGUGAGCUUCAACGAAGUAUCGGCCAGGAUGAUCCUCAACUCCACAGAAUGUGUUGAGGUUGUGUCCAAACUGGCUCAGCUAGAUGGAGAGGACCAGGUCAUCGGAGGCUUUGAUUACGAUGGUAACCUUCGCUAUGUCGAACAGGCAUUAUGUAUAAUAGCGAACCAAUUGAGCGACCCGUCGACCCAUGCUGAUAUCAUGGAGGGUAGAGGUAGAGCACUCUACGAUGGUCUCCGUCACAACGUAGACUCGGCCAUAACUUCGGUGAUAGAGCAUGUCAUCAGAGCCUACAUGCAUCUCAGCAUGAAUACUAGAUACCACGAACGGAUACUCGAGACUGGUCUUAUCUGUGGAGUGGUGAUGGUGGCAAUGCAUGAGCAGCUACCCUUAUCUAUGAGAGUCUGCGCCAUACAGCUAAUGGCUUCCCUCUCAGCUACGAGCCCUAUGGCCCCUAGUGGAGACUCUGUUCAGGCAGCAUGUGCAUUGGUGGUAUCUGGAGACGCUAAAGAUGUGGUGAGACCCGGCCAGAGAUGUAUCGAUGAUAUGAUGAUAACUUCCCACUUGAGUCAUCCUCCUCAUCUCUCAGCCACAGUUGAACAGAGCCUCUAUCGGCAGCUGAGACGGUAUGCUGCAAUGACUGUAGCGAACUGUGCUGCUGCAAAGGAAAACAUAGAUCACAUCCUUGGUGGACAUCGAGAUGAUGCACCUUAUAUCAAGGCCAUGCUAUACAAGCUCUCGACAACAGACGAUGCUGUAGUGAUGUCCCACAUAAUAGGAUGUUUCCACAACUUGGUCAAUAAUAGCCCAGCACGAUGUGGGCGGAUACUACUCGACGCUGGUUUGCUGAACACGAUCUUUCUCAACCCCACUAACAUAUCUCAUGAGAAAUCACGACGAUCUGACUCAGUACUGGACGUGGGUGGUGAAAGCGAAGGCCUCCACAAACAUCUGGGGUAUGGUAAGAUGCCGGUAGACGAAGCUCGAGAGGAGCACACAGAGAAGCUGAUGGAAAACGAUGGUGAUGUUGGACUAUCGCUGGGAGAGAGAAAGUCGAUACCACUGCUGCUUUUACAAGUUAUGAAUAUAGAGAGCUGUAUAUACCUUUGCGACAUGCUCAUCGCUAUGAUCAACUCGGAGGAGUAUUGCAAAGUUAGGAUUAUGAAGACCAAGAAAGAUAAUCCUCUGAUCUUCCAAAAGAUUCUCACGCACUGGGAAGAAAGUCAGCUGAAGGACCGCAGACUGGCACCACACGUGGCCCUUUUGUGUUCGACUGUUGCCUUCGAAGCGGACUGCCAACAUGAAUUCCUAUUGCAGGGAGGGGAAGAAGAGGUCCGCAUGUCCGCCGCCUCCCUUCGUGGUGUGGUGAUGGCAGAUGGACUGCGACUUCUACUGACAGCUUGCGAGAACGAGACGCAUGUCGAGAUAGUAACUAACGCCUUGAAGGCUCUCAUCCCCUUCGCCGAAUCAGAGAUAUAUCGGCCCGUCAUAGGAGGGCCGUCCCUGAGAGGUAUGGAAAUCAUCAGCAGCUAUCUCUAUUCGGACAACCUUGAAUUGAAGCAGACAGCCAUCUUCCUCCUGCAGCACCUUCUCACGAGUCAGGCAAACCGACGCUCUUUUUUCAAUCUGCAUCGUGAUAGGGAGAAAAGAGGAGCUUGCGACAUUAUGGUUAUCCCAGAGGAAGACGAUCUAGAAGGCCUUGUGAACUGUCUGCCGAUAGUUCGCCUUGGAAUCCCCAAGAACGUGGUACUGAAGCCAGGAGUCGCUAGUGGGAGCAGCUCUAUGGAUCUUUCGGCUCUCGGUGACAUCUUUGCUGGAGGCCUAUAUGACCCUUUCGUGCUGAAGUGCGCGACGAGGGCGCUGGCUCUGCUCGCCGGGGAGAAGGACAUCAGUGCGCUGAGUAGAAUUAUCGACCAUAAGAUCCCUGUGCUUGCGCACAACAUAUUCUACUCGGGCCAGAUAGAUGAGGAGACUGCUGAGGGUAUCGUGGUGUUCACUGCUGAGAUGUGCCAGACCAACGAUAGCAUUCUGGAUUCCAUGGUCAAGUCGAUGAACGGACGAGCACUUGUCAAGGUUCUGCUCACGUACCACUCCCUGGACUUCUCUCCAGCCACAAGAUUGGCGUGCUUGGGCGCGAUAAAUGUCCUUGCCCGUCACGCCGCGAAGGUUCAAUUCCUAGCUUGGCUAUUCCAAGUCCCGCCUGGGAAAAUGUUGAAUGCAUUCUAUAUGGGCACUACUGGACUGAAAACUAUUCAGCGCAUUCUCAAGGCUGGCGUCUCCCUGGACGACUUGGACACGCCCAGCAUCGUGCCUUGGAGUGAAUUCGACCCAACCGUCCAUCCUCAUGUUGUCAUAUGUCGCCACAUCCUCCGCAUUUUAUGUAUAUGCGGCUUGUCCCACUUGGAGUGCCUCAUCUCAGCCCUCCCUAUGAGAGUACUUAUGGCAAUAUGUCAGACAAGCUUGGGAGCUAGUGAUGCUAUGAUGAAGUAUCUUGGCGUAUCUUUGGUAUCUAUAGUGUGCGAAAAUCACUCAGUGGCUCUGGAGUUUGCGAAGGUGCCCUUCAUAAUAAAUGUGGUGAUCGACAGAUUGCGAACAAAAUUGGCCGAGGCUGGGUUCUCAACGAGGAUCUUGCUCAAGGCCAGCGCGGAUCGAGAUCGUACCUCAGAAGUGGGUCCGAACGCUCGGACUGGCGGCGCCAGCUGGAGCACGCAGACUAUGAACUUGUAUGGCUUCGUCUCGGCUCUGCUGUGUAUCAUAAGAAUGGGGGCAAUGGUGAUGGAGGUCUAUGGUACAGAGGGGAAUAGGGAAUUGCUGGCCCGACAGCUGAGGCGAGGAGGGAAAGGAGGAGGUGUUCUCGGCAGGCGUGGGUGUCAAGGAAAGAAUGAGGAGGACGACGAGGAUACGAAGAAUAUGUUGGUCACCACAAGCAAUCUUAACUUCCUUAUCACCCUCCCAGCGGCUAUCCUCGGCUUUAUUGACAUCCACGCCUUGACGAUAUUACUGCACAGAUCUUCAGGGAGGAACUUGCCGAAGGCCCAUCAGGGGAAGGAAGACUACCAACGCUUGUCGGUGAGGGAGGAAGUAGGGGAAGGGGCUUUUAAUCCACUUGAUGGGAUCCACGAGACUGUGGUUGAAUUGGGGUAUCAUUUGGUCCGUAGUAGCCUGACAGGAAAGAUCGACGCUGAUGACCCUAGUGUUGUACCUCUCGAGCUACGGAGUAAAUUCGAUUCGAUAGAUGCUCUACGCGCUAUGACUGAGAGGAUGCUAUCCCUGAUUGUAACUUUCGGUCGGCAUACAACUGACGCUGUCUUGAGGGUCACUUGUUCAGUCUUGGAUACUCUCAUCCAGCUCACUUACGUCUGUCCCACGGCCCUGUCCCUGCAAGGUGUUGGCAAAGUACUGGAGAUGCUACCAUACUGUACGCUGCCACUCAAGCAGAGAGUAUGUGUACUCCUAGCAAACGUUCUGUCGAGAGAGGUGGUCAACGACGACGGUGACGACAGAACAAAGAUCGAAAGCGCUCUUGCUUCUACUGGGGACUUCCUACAACGCCUUCUCUUCGACACGAAUGAUGCCGAGCUCAGACGUUACCUCACUGGGGUCUUGGCCAACCUAGUGGCCGUGCCAGAAUGUGUGGGGACAACGCUGAGGGGGAGCGCGGUGCUUCGUAUGUGUGCGAAAAGGAUAACCUGGGAGCACUACGUGUCGAAUUUUGCAUUGCAUUUGGAGUUGGCUAGGUUGUUGAAUAACGUGUCUGGCAACAACCCUAGGGCCUUGAAUGACCCUCUUGUUGUUCGAUACAUCAACGCGGCUCUGAAGCACAGCUAUCGGCUGGUGAGUAAGGUGGUUGUGCCAGUGAAGGAAGAUGCUGAUGAGGAGAAAGGGAAAAUGGCGGGAACACCCGAAAGGUUCACUUUGACGUUUACGCAAGUUGACAUUCCGCGGAUUGGAUUGAAGAUGAGCUGGCAGGAACCUCAUCCGGUGGUCAAGCAUGUCUUCCCUGGAGGGCAGGCGGAGCGUAAGGGAGAGGUACGAGAAGGCGAUCUUCUCAUGGCUAUCAACGGUGACACCGCCGUGGUGACACAGGACUACUUGAGCUGCAUAGAGCCGCUCUUGAAGCUGAGGCCACUCAAGCUUACUUUCUGUCAUCCGUUUGAGCAAGGAGAGGAGGCGGGCAGGAGGACUACUGCUAUGGAACCGACCGGAGGAGUCUCCCGAGCAGAAGUGGCAUCGGCUGCAGAGGAGCGGGAACAACUUGAGUGUUUCCAGCUGCUCUUCAAUACACUAUACGCUUUAUCGGCCGACCGAGGAGUACAGGAAACCAUACUGGCUGAGAAAAGUACCCGGGAAGGCACAAUUGUGGAGUGGAUUGUCUCUACCUUCGUCGCCACUGACGGACUGGGUCGUGGAAUGCGAGAUGCCCAAAGCAUUGAGAAACUGCAUAGUGUUGCGAACAGGAGAACGGCCUAUGCUAUCAUCGCCAAUAUGUGCAAGUCUCACGGGAUCAGCCAGAAACUGUCCGCUGCCUUAGUGAAGAAUAUCAAGAUGGAUGUGGACUUCAGAGUCACCUCUUCUGAGCUGGCCAGUGAGGAGGAGCUGGGGGAGGUGUUGGCCCAUAAGGACAUGCAGAUGCUGGCGCUGUAUGCAUCUACGCUUUCCUAUUGUGAUACUGUGGAGGCUGAAGUGGAUGUUGACAGCGAAGCAUUGGAGAGCACAAUACGACUCGCUAGAGAGCAGCUUGAGGAAGCUAAAGGCCAGGCAACGAUAGCACCGAUUGGUACGGCCGACGAGUAUGUUGACGAUCAUAGGGCAUUGGUCAUGAGCAUCGUAAUGGAAGUUCUUUACAAGAUCUCCAAGAGCCCACGAGACGACAUCCGAAAACAGCUCUACUCCAGACUGGUGUUCAUCACCUUGCAGGAGUGCAUUACCCUCAGCGCUCGCCCUGAUAUACAAUUGAGAGCCUAUGAGGUUCUCUACCAUAUGGCCAUCACUCGAAUACACGACCUUGCCCUUUGGGAGCAGUUCGACCUGCUUCGGCACGCAGUUAAGGUGGCACGUCUAUCAGCUGGUCGUGGUGGCCGUGAGCAGCAUUCAGAGCGAUUAUGGAUACUGCUAUUGGGGGCUUGUCUAGCCCUGAUAUCGGGCGAGCUGAGCGCUACUUUCAUGGAGGCACUGGGGAGCUCUGAGCAUCUACACUCUUACCUCAAGCAUCAUUAUGAUCGGCUACAGACGGCCGAGGGGACAGCGGAUGAGUCCCCGACUCACCAGGAGCUGUGCACUAUGGUAGGCGUAUUCGUGCAGCAGUUCUUCAUGCGCUGUAACAUGGCAAAGGCUUCGAAGUUAUGGGCGCAAUGGAGAUCCUCGGGGCUGGUUGAUCUCUUCCGGCGUGACAUCGAAGGAUAUGUUAAGCGGAAGACCACAGAAAACGACGCCGCUUUCGACUCGGUUUGUUGGUUGCUUGUCCUCGGCUUGGACCGUUGCUUCAUGGCAGCUACUGAGUGCACGGAUUCUGGGAAAUUCAUAGAAGCCUUGGGCCGCCGGGUCGAACACUUGGUGGAUUUCCUGGCACCACCUUUGCAUCUGGACAAUGAGGCAUCGAAGGACCUCUGGCGACCUCCUUGUGACGAGGAAGCGGUUGAUAGGGCCUCCAUGGCAUACAAGCUGCUACUUACGAUGGUGUUGACGCUGAGUAGUCGACGAGCUGACGAAGGAGAGUCCGAGAAAAGGCUGCUGCCUCUAGGCGUGCUGGGCGGAGUACUCCUGCGGUGUGCUCUGGCUCGAGAUGAGCGCAUAGCUGACUUGGCUUCUGUGGCGGUGAUGGAGUUGUCGCGAGAGGCCGGCAACACCGAAUCCAUUUCGGACCACAGUCUAACGGGCAUCAUGAUUUCGAAGCUACAUGACCAAUCCAUGGAGAUUUUGAAAUGGACGGAUACCAAGUGCAUAAGUGUCGCUACGGCGAUCUCGAGACUGUGUGAGAGGGCUCCUGGGAAGAUGCUCCGUUAUAGAGAGCAGUUACUGAGGGCUCUCUCGCUGGAACCUGGCAACAUCCAUGAGGACUUUCAAUGGAGUCUUCAUCGUGCUGUGGCCUGCCUUGCUCAAUUCUCGGGGCAGCGCAUUGGUGACACUAUGGCAGCCGAAGGUUUUGGUGAGAAGCAGUUUGAGUAUCUCCUGAGCUGCGCUGACUGGCGACUUCCGUCUUCUGUGAUGGCGAUGCCCGGGGAGGGUAUCAGGGAUGAUGUCCGCUACUACUGUCAAGUUAUACUAGUCCAAGCGUGUACUCAUUCUGAGUACUUUUGUGAGAAUAGAAAAUACUAUUUCGACUACAAUCAUGUUGGGAAGGAGCAGUGCACGGUAUUGAACGUGAAUCGGUUGUUGACCGCCCUUCAUGUGUGGAACUGUGUCGGUAUGAGGACGAAGGGCUGUGAGGAAGCAUUGGCGAGCUUUAUCGAGCUAUUGGUCACGGACGAGCGAGUUGAUUACUCAGAUAAGCGGCUCAAGCUGCUGCUUGCACCGCUGCUGAGGAGCAUUGCUGAUGCCAAUGAUGACUCUGACUGGAUAGUCAGGGUCGUUAGAACCCCUCCGUUCUACCGCCUGUUGAGCAAUUUUGUUGGCGAUGAGAUCGCAGCCAAACCCGAGGAGGCUAACGACGUUGCAGUCGCGGAUCAGGCGAUGUAUGCCUGUGUUCGCUAUGUGACUCUAUCGGUACAGCAACAGGGGGGAGAUGCGACAGUAGCAGCAGCACCGUGGACAGCCGCAAGUCAGCCUAUGAAUGAGCUGCAUCAAAAGAUAUGCCGGUGGAUUCCUAUAGGAGCUGCUGUGCAAUCAUCAACUGUGAGGUUCAGAGCAGUGCAGUAUCUAGGGGCCCUUGCUGCUUUCGAAGAGAUGUGCAAAAGAUGGUAUGUUGAGACGGAGCACUGCCAGCUUCCUGCAGCCCCCUCAAUGGCCCACCUGCUGCGAUAUGAGCAAUCCUCGGACUAUCUCCACUUCCUGGCAUCGUCUCUUCUCUCUCAGUCGCCUUCCAGAGUGACUACUACCCACACUCUGUUGGUAAUCCUCGCGGUCAACUACAAGUUCCAUCUCCACGAUGGGACACAUACUCCUGAUGAGCUCAGAGUGACAAUGCGGCUGCUAGUGCGUGACCAUAAUGCUAGGAGGUAUCUCUCUUGCCAAGGUCUGGCGUAUCUCCUCAAAGCUGCAGCAUGCGAUGUAGAGAUCGGCCUUGAAGACAUAUGGAUUGAAGAUCUCCUACGUGUUAUGACCGAGACUGUGGAUGACGUUGAAGGAUGUGGUUCAGUAUUGACUGCCGCCGAUCCAGUUGAUCGGGUAGAGUUACUGUGCGAGAUCGCUAGGCUGUGUAGAACGAUGGCCCGAAAAUGGGUCGACACGGAAGGUGUUGGCAAGUAUCCAAGUGUGUCUCCUGAAUCCAUCCUACAUGUCACUUUGAAGGCAUUCGCGAGAUUCCACCGGGACCUCGAUCUCCCAGGCAGAUUGUCUGGUGGGAGCUACUCACUCAUGCAGGCUAACCUGUUGCGAGAGCUUCUAUUUACGUUGCAGACGCUUAUGGUUCACUGCAAGGAGAGCGGACGGCGAGUUGAGUGGACUCGGAUUGAUUGCCUCUGGCUCCAGACUGUUCUGCAGAUCGCCCAAAGAAAUCUUUUCGAUUGUGGGAACUCAUACAUACCGGCCGAGCUGGUCAGGGUUAUCUAUGUAGUUAUUGUAUGCGGCUUCCAAUUCACCGACAGACAUUUCCCUGAGCUCCUCGGAGAAUACGCUUAUGACUUCAGCUCUGGUACCGAGGACGCCGAGACAAAAGAGCUCGCUAGUGUGUCCAAUGCUGUGCUCACAACAACGUCGGGCAACCGAAGUACUUCCAUCAUCAGUCGUGCUGUAGCCAAGGUGUUGAACAACGUAGCAGUGUUCAUCCUCCAGCUUCGAGAGAUUGUAGACGAACGUCAAAAGCUCUGGCACUAUAGAACUGUUGCGUCGUGGACUUGCAUGACAAGAGUCGUCGACCAGAUCGUUGCCAACGACGAGUGCGUCGAAUAUAUCCUCAGCUUGUUCAUGACUUCACCCUAUACUGCGAAGGCCUCCUCGAGACAGUCAUGA
This is a messenger RNA of Perkinsus marinus ATCC 50983, 8799 nucleotides long. RefSeq lists its product as hypothetical. Bases 1 to 8799 code for a protein of 2932 amino acids. Gene Ontology annotation, molecular function: protein binding; protein-membrane adaptor activity. The record is from RefSeq and is a predicted model, not a curated record. Gene Ontology annotation, biological process: nucleus-vacuole junction assembly. NCBI's taxonomy places the organism in Eukaryota, Perkinsozoa, Perkinsida, Perkinsidae. The transcript has 30 exons.